Messenger RNA from Lampris incognitus (smalleye Pacific opah), 4725 nucleotides. It is a transcript of the gene apbb2a, whose product is annotated as amyloid beta precursor protein binding family B member 2. Gene Ontology annotation, molecular function: transcription factor binding; amyloid-beta binding. Gene Ontology annotation, biological process: regulation of DNA-templated transcription. The coding region runs from base 192 to 2978 and encodes 928 amino acids. Gene Ontology annotation, cellular component: cytoplasm; nucleus. The transcript has 14 exons. Lineage: Eukaryota; Metazoa; Chordata; Actinopteri; Lampriformes; Lampridae. The record is from RefSeq and is a predicted model, not a curated record.
CCGCACGGGAAAGGAGAGCUGGGAGGGUGAUUAUGAUGAUGAUGAUGUGAUCCAAUACGGGUGGACUUGCUCUUAAAAGCGGCUGUCACUUUGACUGUGUUCACAACAGUGUCGUCGUGGGAACGGUGGCGCAAAAAAAAAGCCGAAGCUGUCCAAAGCGGUCUCUCUCUCCUGUGUUUUCCCUGUCAGUCAUGAUGUCUGUCCAAACUCCUCCCCUGUCUCGUUCUGGCUCCUCCCCCUCCAAUGUGGGAUUGGCCAACCGCAGCGGCCCUUCCACUAACCCUCCCACCUCCCUCAGCCUACGCUCCUCCUACAACCAGCUGCUGGGACGUGAUGUCAUCAAGGAGUCGGUAGACCUGGAAACUGGAGGUUCAGCCACCUUGCCAAAGAGUCGUCAGAGAUACGCCAUGACCAGUGUGAGAAGUGCCAUGGGGCUUUGUGACAACCUAGCACAGCCUCCCAAAAACCAAUCCUCAACCAGAGGGAGAGGCCUCCCUACCAAGUCCUCCUCCAGCUCCGCUCUCUACUCUUCCUCCUCCUCUUCUCCCUUCAAUACAACCAACCCCAAACUGGCCAAGAAUGGAGCCAACAUGCAGAGACGGGCAGAGAGCCAACAGCUUGAACUGAGCAAGGCCAUCACAGAGGGCAAAAGUCACAAUGACAUCAUCAGUAUUGCUCGCUCUGAUUGGCUCGAUAGGGGGAAAGACAACUCACAGUUGCCCCCGUUCCGCAGAAGGACCAAGAGCUUCCUGGGGUGCCAUGAGAAAAGCUUGGAUUUGGACCUCAACUGGGGAAAAAAGGAAGAAAGGGAAGAGAACAAGCUGCAGCUGUCCCCAGAGAAAGAGCAGGCCAGCUCUGCUAAGGAACGGGAGAGCCAGGAGGAGGAGAAGCCCUGCACCAAGCAGCCUUCUCAGGAUGAGAAGGAGGAAGUAGAGGUGGUGAUGGAAGAGGAGGAGGAGGAAGAAGAAGAUGAGCCAACACCGAUCCAGCCCUUACUACCAGUGGUGGUGGAGGCCCCCCUCUCUGCCACCUCUUCAUCUUCUUCCAGCAGCCCAGAAUGGGUGUCAGACAACCACAAACACCUCCAGAACCAGUCACCAGUUCAGAGCAAAGAACAGCUAUGUGGCCAGGUUCAGCAAAGUCCACGUGGGCUGGGUAGCCCAGCGAAGCCAGCCCGGAGUGCCCAGCCCAGGGUGAUCAAAGUGGAGCUGCAUCCAAACAAUGAGAACCAGUUCCUGCAACAGUACCCACCUUCAUCCCCUAAACAGAGCAGAGGUGGGGAGAGAAACACUCCUAUCAGGCCUCAGGCCCCUCCUGCCCCGGCAGACCCUGAUCCAGAACAAGGGGUUCCUAAAGUGGGCUUUAAAAUGGAGCUGGCCCCCGAAACUCCUUCAGAGGAUGAAGACUCCAGCUGGACCACCCUGUCCCAGGAAACACCCUCUCCUCAGACUCCACAGGAGACAGAUGUGUGGGGUGACGGGAACUUGCCACCAGGCUGGCGUAAGGUCUCAGACUCAUCAGAGGUUUAUUUCUGGCAUGUCCCAACUGGCACCACUCAGUACCACCGGCCGGUUGACACUGGCAACCAACACACACUACCCAGCAAUGAGCCCGACCCUGAGCCUGACCCCAACCUGGAGUUGCAGGACUCCCUCAGACCUCCCAGUGAGAGGCCCAGUAGCCUGAUAUCUGACAGCUCCGUGGAGCCUGUCCCCUCUCCCUCUGGCUCAUCCCCAUCCUCUUCCUCCACCCCUUCAAAUGAUAUCACUUUACUUGGACAGGAGGUUAACACCACCUGUACAGCCAGUGAGUUGAAAGAUUACCCAGUGUACCCAGACCCAAGUCUGAAGGCUUUUGAAGGAGCCACCUUACGAUACGCCUCAUUGAAACUGAACCCUCCAGCCCAGCUAGAGACAGUGGACCUCAACAGCACCUGCAAUGACCCAGAGGCUAUGUCAUUCCCAGUGCGCUCUCUGGGCUGGGUGGAGAUGGCGGAGAGGGAUCUCUGUGAGGGGCGUAGCAGUGUGGCAGUUCACCAUUGUAUCAGACAGCUGUCCUACUGCCGGAGAGACAUACGAGACUCUGCUGGCGUCUGGGGGGAGGGCAAAGGCAUGUUGCUGGUUCUUCAGGACCGCAUGCUGACUCUGGUUGACCCUGAUGAUCACAGCCUGCUCCACUCUCAGCCGAUCAGUAGCAUCCGUGUCUGGGGUGUAGGUCGGGACCAUGACAGGGACUUUGCCUAUGUGGCGAGAGACAAAAACACGCGGGUGCUGAAAUGCCACGUGUUCCGGUGUGAUACGCCUGCCGCAGCCAUAGCCACCAGUCUCCACGAAAUCUGCUCCAAGAUUAUGGCUGAAAGGAAGAGUGCCAAGGCUGCAGCUGGCAGCUCCGCCCAGACAGGCUCUGAUGUACCCCUACAAGAGUUUCCCAUGCCAAAGACUGAGCUGGUGCAGAAGUUUCACGUGCUGUACUUGGGCAUGACUUCCGUAUCUCGUCCCAUAGGUAUGGACAUAAUCAAUGGGGCCAUAGAUAGCCUCCUGUCCUCCACAGGCAAAGAGGACUGGACCCCAGUUAUACUCAGUGUUGCUGACGCCACCGUUGCUGUCAUCAAGGAGAAGGAAGAGGAGGAGGAGGUGCUAGUGGAGUGUCGCGUGCGUUUCCUGUCCUUCAUGGGUGUGGGUCGAGAUGUGCACACGUUUGCCUUCAUCAUGGACUCUGGGAACCAGCACUUCCAAUGCCAUGUCUUCUGGUGUGAACCCAACGCAGGCAGUGUGUCAGAAGCUGUGCAAGCAGCAUGUGUGCUGCGGUAUCAGAAGUGUCUGGUGGCUCGCCCCCCAUCCCAGCGUGCUGGCUCCUCCUCCUCACCCUCUCCAGACUCGGUGACACGCCGGGUGACCACCAGUGUAAAGCGCGGUGUCCAGUCUCUCAUAGACACUCUGAAACCCAAGAAACCACCAUCGGAACUUCCCCAGCAAUGACCGUUACCACCGACCACACCUCCCCUCAACUAGCCACCUGGACGCCACUCACACUAUCGUCACGACAACAACACCUUAUCAAUGCCAGCCAUGGUAACCAAGAAUGUACAUACAGUAUAUGUUAAAUAACACCACUGCAGACAAAGGGAAGCAGGCUGGGCCCCUUAGCCUACCUGAUGAUGAAUAUUGAAAAUCAAUGAACUUAUCUGUGUGGAGAAAAGGAAGCUGCAGCAUCCAGAGUUGCUGUCAACUGGUGUCACUGGUUACACUUUGGUCUGAGCGCUGCACUGGUCUAACGGAACCUGUCUGCUGGCUACAUAUAUCCUAAUAUGGAGUUUUAAAUGAGACUUGGCUGAAUUGAUUAUUUUUUGAUCACCUACCUACUACAAACACGUGGAUGUACCCAGAGAAAAUAAUCAAAUCUGUUUAUAACUGGCUAAUUGAAUCACUCAGUGGUUUCCUCAAAUGUUUUUCUUCAUCUUCUUGACUUUUUUUUUUUAAACGUGUCCUUGUCCCAGUAAGAGCUGUUGAACUGUACCAAUUUGUAUGCCAAACUACUGUAGCCAGAGCAGGGCAGGUCUCUAAGGUAUCUUUCUUGCUGACAUGGAGAUGAGACAGCUUAAUGAGAAAAGCCACAAAGGCGAAACAGACAAAGGCAUUGACUAAUCAACACCCUCCAGUUGCUCACUAAACACAGUGGCAACCUUUGACUCCUUUGAUUCCUUAAAAAAAAAGAGAGAGAGAGAGAGAGAAGGGAUCGACAAAACUGCUCUCUCCUUUGAAGAUGAAUGAUGAUUGUAAAAAGUAAUAUGUAAAUGAUUGUAUGGAGGAAGAAAGGGUUUCGUGAUAGAGAUCAUGUGGAUAUGAAGGAGAAGAGCUUUUGGUAUUGGCUAAUGAGAAAAUAUGGAUGUUGGUAUUGCAUGUUAUCUUGAUGGGUUAUGUGUUAUGUUGAUGAGUUAGUAAGGGUCUUGGUUAGAGGAGCGGGUGAACAUGUGAAUAGAUGCUCUCAGCACUAAAGCCAACUCCAACUCAUCCGCGGCUGGAUUUACACAGGUCCAAACGAUCUGAUUUCUAAAGGCCUUAUUCUUUAGUCUGAUCAAAGGUAAAACAUUAUCCUCUAUCUUUUUCACAAAACUAAAUCUUAGGGUAUCAAAUUUAGCUCAUCUCAUUAACAGAAUGAUAUAUUUUUCCAAAGAGGCAGUAACACUAUAUAUAACAAUGAGCAUUUGGCAAAAUAAAAUGAAUGCAAUUUAGGGCUUUGACCUUGUGACAGAUGUGAUGUGCUCUUGGCUAUCUAAACAGUUAAACUACAUAAUGUCUGAGUCUGCCCUGCUUAGACUGCACUGAAAAGAUGUAAUCUGUGCACCAAGUGUUAAAAAAAUGUUCCUAGGUAAAUCCAGCCCAAUAUAACCCCAGUCACAUACAAACAUACACAUGUGUGCAUGCACACAACCACAUACAAACACACACACACACGUACAUACAUACACACUAACAGACACAUGGCAGUAAAAAGUCUGCUGUCACAGCUUUCAGAACGAAAACACUGCUCCUGUGGCCCCGGGCCUCUACCUGCACUUGACAUGAACUCUGUGAAUACGAUCCCAUCCAAGAGAGAAAAACACACACACACAUGCACACACAAUCAAACAGGGAAGGUAAUGUAAUCAUUUCAAUUCUGUUCUUCACUCUUCUCUACACCAUGUAAAUGUAAUCUGUUGUGAGAAUAAAUGCAUUACCAUAAAAA